AAUAAAGAAAUUAUUUAAAUAAGUAAUGAAGUAUUGGAAAGACAUGAAAUGGAUGGAAAUGAGAAGAAAAAAGAAGGAAAUACGACUAUUUUUGUUCGGAGAAUACCAUUGAAUAUAACGUUAGAACCAUUUCUAUGUUUUUUCUCUGAAAUAGCACCGGUUAAACAUGCAAUUAUUGUUACAGAUCCAGAAACAAAAAAAUCAAAAGGAUAUGGAUUUGUAAGUUUUUUAACACAUUCAGAUGCGGAGAAAGUUAUUUUUGAAUUAAGUCAAAAAAAAAUGGAGGGGCAUUACUUAAAAGCAGAAUUUGCUAGACGUAGAAAUCGAAAUCCCAAAGAUAGUAUAUUAGAAAAUGAUACAAAGGCAAAAGAUGAUAAAAUAGGAGCGCGAAGGCCAUUUUUGAUUAUAAGGAAUCUACCAUGGUCAAUAAGAAAAAAAGAUGAUGUAUUUUUUUCAAAAUUUAGUGAAUAUGGAAAAGUGAUAAAUGUUAUUAUUCCUAGGAAAAAAGGAGGAAAGAUGAGUGGAUUUGCAUUUGUUCACAUGAAAAAAGAAUCGGAAGCAGAGAAUGCUAUAAAAAAUAUAAAUGGAAUUGAACUUGAUGGUCGAAAUAUUGCAGUUGACUGGGCUUUAAGUCAAACUGAAUGGAAAAAAUUUUUAGAAAAAGAACAAGAUUUUGAAGAGGACGAUAUGAAUAUGGAAAAUACAUCAGAAUUUUUGGAAGAUGAAGAUAGUAUAAUUAGUACAAAAAUUGACAAUGAAAAUAAUUCUCGAAAUAUUUUGACCAAAAAAAAGAAAGAUUCAAGUAUUCUAAAUUAUGAUAAUGAAAAUACGAUAUUUGUAAGGAAUAUUUCAUUUAAAACUACAAACGAGGCUCUUUUUUCUCAUUUUAGUCAAUUUGGCCGUUUAAAAUAUGCACAACUUGUUAUAGAUACAUUAACUGAAAAAUCUAAAGGAAUAGCUUUUAUUCGUUUUAUCAAUAAAGAAGAUAUGGACAAUUGUCUUAAGUUAUAUUGGACUUUGUCGAAAAAGUUUGAUUGGUUAAUUAAUAAAUCAAGUAUACUUCAGAAUGAAGUAAUUGAUAAUGAUGCUAAGAAAUUUGUAUUGGAUGGUAAUUUAUUAAAUGUUUCAUCUGCGCUAAACAAAGAGGAUAUCUCUAUAAUGAAGAAUGAUAAUAAAAAAAAGAGAAUGCAUAUGCUUGGAAAAAAUAUUGAUAAAAGAAAUAUAUUUUUAUUAGAUGAAGGAUAUAUUGAUCCUAAAUCACCUUUAUAUGAGCUAUUAAGCGAAACAGAUCGUAAUAUAAGAAAUCAAAGUUUAAUUCAGAGGAAGAAAUUACUAGAAAAAAAUCCAUCAUUAUACAUAUCUCUUACAAGAUUGUCAAUAAGAAAUAUCCCUAAAGAUAUUUCUGAUAAAGAGUUAAAGGCUUUAGCAAGGGAAGCAUGUGUGAACUUUGCUAAGGAGGUAAAGGAAAAUAAAAGAAUGCCAUUGACUCGGGAAGAAAAGCUUCGAGAUGGUAAUCCUAAAAAAGGUGAUAAAGGAAUUGUUCGACAAGCUAAGAUUAUUGAAGAAAAAAAUGGACAUAAACGAGGAUAUGGCUUUAUUGAAUAUGUGGGGCAUAGAUGGGCUUUAAUGGGGCUUCGUUGGCUUAAUGGAAGGAAGAUAAGCUCGAAAAAAAAUAAAGAAAUAAAAAAGCGUUUAAUUGUUGAAUUUGCUCUUGAAAAUAUUAAUGUUAUUAAACAGCGUCAAGAAAGACAAGAAAGAGAAAAAAAAAAGGCCUUGUCAAAAAUUGAAGAUGGAAUGAUAAAUUCUUUGAAAAGAAAAAGAAGUUCUAGCUCAAAUGAAAUAAAAAGUAAUAAAAAAGCAUGUACUUCCUAUAUUACAUCUAGAAAAAAAGUGGCAAAGAAAAACGCAAAAAAGAAAAAAUCCAACAUAAAUAACAUAUACAAUUGAUUUUACUCAUUAUAUAUAUAUAUUUAUUUAUUUAUUUAUAUUUAUA
This is a messenger RNA of Pneumocystis carinii B80, 1993 nucleotides long. RefSeq lists its product as hypothetical. The transcript has 2 exons. The coding region runs from base 49 to 1947 and encodes 632 amino acids. Gene Ontology annotation, molecular function: RNA binding. NCBI's taxonomy places the organism in Eukaryota, Fungi, Ascomycota, Pneumocystomycetes, Pneumocystales, Pneumocystaceae. The record is from RefSeq and is a predicted model, not a curated record.